AAGUACGUGUGGGUUUUAUUACAAUUUCAUGGCUGAGCUUUGCCGUCAAUAGUUAUUACUAGCACAUGGCGGUGGCGCUUACACAUAACCCCCAAGUCGGUUUAUGACCUUCUUCUUCUUCUACUUCUUCCAGUUUUGACCCCAACACCCUAAAACAGUAAAACCCCAUAGCCAAAAGUCUCUCUUCUCCCCAAAGCUCCAACCUUUCUGAUUCCCAGAGCCUCAAAAUAUGAUCUUUUCUCGGGGAUUUUCUAGGCUCCCAAGAACCAGCUUCAAUGGCUUAUGUCGGUGUUUGCUCUCUAAUCGACAAGACCCACAUCAAUUCUUGGCCUCCAAAGCUUGUUCUCAGUCUCUUGGGGAUUCGACCCAGAAGAUUUUGGGUUGCAGAGAGUUUUGGUCUUCUGGGUUGCCUACUUUCCCUGGCUCCUUAACUUCUAGGCAUCAAAUUCACAACCAAAUUAGCUCCAUAGUUGAGGAACCACAAGACCCUUUCUCGCUUGUUUCUGAUGAGCUAUCACUUAUUGCUGACAGGUUGCGAGCGAUGGUAGUUGCUAAGGUUCCUAAGCUUGCCUCUGCUGCUGAGUACUUCUUUAAAAUGGGGGUGGAAGGAAAGAGGUUUCGUCCUACGGUCUUAUUAUUGAUGUCAACAGCGCUGAAUGGCAGUAUACCGGAGCCUCCUACGCAACCUGAUCCCCCUACACGAUUGGAAGAUGCUUUCCCAACGGAAUUGCGGGCAAGACAACAAUGUAUAGCAGAAGUGACCGAGAUGAUUCAUGUCGCAAGCCUCCUACAUGAUGAUGUAUUGGAUGAUGCAGACACAAGACGUGGUGUGGUUUCAUUAAAUUCCGUAAUGGGAAAUAAGUUAGCUGUAUUAGCAGGAGAUUUUCUGCUCUCUCGAGCUUGUGUUGCACUUGCCUCUCUAAGAAACACAGAGGUGGUGUCUUUACUAUCAACAGUUGUGGAGCACCUUGUUACAGGUGAAACUAUGCAAAUGACAACUGAAGCCGAUCAACGUUGUAGCAUGGAAUAUUAUAUAGAGAAGACAUAUUACAAGACUGCAUCAUUGAUUUCAAACAGUUGCAAAGCGAUUGCCAUUCUUGCUGGGCAUACAACGGAAGUUGCAAUGCUGGCUUUUGACUAUGGAAAAAAUCUGGGAUUGGCAUUUCAAUUGAUAGAUGAUGUCCUUGAUUUUACCGGCACGUCAGCAUCUCUUGGAAAGGGUUCUUUAUCUGACAUCCGUCAUGGCAUAGUUACUGCUCCAAUAUUAUUUGCAAUGGAAGAGUUCCCUCAGUUGCGUGCAGUGGUUGAACAGGGAUUUGACAAUCCUGCAAAUGUUGAGAUUGCUCUUGACUACCUUGGUAAGAGCAAUGGAAUACAGAGGACAAGGGAGCUAGCCCGAAAACAUGCAAGCCUUGCUGCAGAGGCAAUUGAAUCUCUGCCGGAGAGCCACGAUGAAGAUGUACUAAGAUCAAGGAGGGCGCUCCUGGAUCUCACCCAUAUAGUCAUUACAAGAACCAAGUAACGGAGAAUACCUACACCAUAAAUAACAUACUGUGUUGAAAAUUCAAUACUCGUGUCAUUGUUCCCCCAAGGCUGAGGAACAAUUUCGUUGUUUUGAUCAUAUAUAUUCUUUCAAUUAAAUCAAUUUUGUUCUCCAAAAAGUUUAUUUACAGAUAGUCUGCACUUGUAGUUCCUUUUUCUUUGCACUUGUAUAUUUUUCGUUUAUCUUUAAUCAUGUAAAAUAUACUGUAGUCACAUUCUGCUGAAAUGAUGCACAAGGAUC
Messenger RNA from Fragaria vesca subsp. vesca, 1783 nucleotides. Its product is annotated as solanesyl diphosphate synthase 3, chloroplastic/mitochondrial-like. Bases 230 to 1522 code for a protein of 430 amino acids. Gene Ontology annotation, biological process: isoprenoid biosynthetic process; ubiquinone biosynthetic process. The record is from RefSeq and is a predicted model, not a curated record. NCBI's taxonomy places the organism in Eukaryota, Viridiplantae, Streptophyta, Magnoliopsida, Rosales, Rosaceae. The transcript is spliced from 12 exons. Gene Ontology annotation, cellular component: transferase complex. Gene Ontology annotation, molecular function: prenyltransferase activity.